Molecule: messenger RNA, 6111 nt
Organism: Colletotrichum truncatum
Lineage: Eukaryota; Fungi; Ascomycota; Sordariomycetes; Glomerellales; Glomerellaceae
Source: RefSeq, a predicted model, not a curated record
AUGGCAGCUUCACUAUUCUUCUUCGGCGACCAAUCCCAGCCAGCAAGUAAACUGGGAGGCCUAGUGGAUAAAAACCAUGGCAUUCUGGAAUGGGCAGAUAUGGUCACUUCCACAGUAGAAGAAGAUAAGACGAACCCGAUGACAUCAGCCCUUGUGCCUUGUAUUGCACAAUUUGGCUCUCUACUAUGGAAAUCACAUCAUGACAUGGAUCUUUUGGGUGAAAAUUGCCAAAUCUUUGUUGGGCAAUGUUCGGGUCUCAUUCUUGCAUGCGGGGCGGCAGCUGCCACAAGCUCCGAGCAUCUCGUUAAGCUAUCCGCCGAGAUGCUGCAAAUCGUUGUACGAAUGACCAAGUUCGUUACUCAGCGAUCUUGGGAAAUUGAACCAUCUGAGGACCAUAGUUGGGCAACUGCUGUCCAACUCCCGAGAGAAGAGUGCCUUAAUGGCAUCAAUCAUUGUCUUGAGCAUAGUAGUCUACCGGAUUACAAGAAAGCAUAUGUAAGCUUUCAAUCGGAAGAAUGGUCUGUGAUUUCGGGUCCACCAUCGACAUUGCGUCUUUUAUUAUCAGGAGUUUUCGCCAAUGCAUCCAAAAAAGAACUUCCAAUCUUUGCUGCAUACCAUGCAAGCCACCUUCGAGAGCCCCACGUUCAGAUAUUGUCUUCAAGCACAGGUGAAGCAUACGAGGGCAGCAUGCUGCGUUGCGUACUAAUGCAAGCGCUUCGCGACAUUCUUCAGCAGCCUGCUUCUCCGUCACGAGUUCUCCGCAAAGUUCAGAAUCAGCAAAACUCUGCUACCAAUCCAUUUAGAUUUCAUACCUUCGGGCCCUUGUGUCAGUAUGCUCCUUUUUAUCACCAAUUAAAAACGGCCGGAAUCAGAAUAUGCAAGGUUCCCGCCCUUUGCCUGAACGAAUCAGGGCCCAACGGAACUAAUGACGAUAAUGAGAACUUAGAGGAAGUGGAAGAACAAGAUAGUGAUGAAGAUGACCAUAUCAUUGCUAUUACGGGCUACUCUGGUAGAUUCCCAGGCGCCCAAAGUGCCACCGAACUGUGGGAUUUGCUCUGCGAAGGGCGUGAUAUGUCCGGUCAGAUGCCGACAGAAAGGUUUGCUCAAGGGUCUCUAGAUGCCUUGCCGACAGGUUGCUUCCUUGAUGAUGCCGGUCAGUUUGACACGCAAUUUUUCAACAUGUCAGGUCGUGCCACGCUUCAGACGGAUCCGGCACACCGACUGCUUCUUCUUGUAACGCAUGAAGCAUUAGAGAUGUCAGGUUAUAACGCAGCAUUGCACACCCGACAUGUCGGCACCUAUAUUGGGCAAGCCACUGAUGACUGGCGGGAGUACAACAUGGAUCCAGACGAUCCUUAUUAUGUCACUGGAGGCUUGCGAGCCUUUGGUCCAGGCCGGCUCAAUCACUUCUUCGGCUGGGAUGGUCCAUCUUUGUCAGUGGAUACAGCGUGCUCAUCAAGUGCCAUGGCUAUUGACCUCGCCGUUCAAGCUCUGAGAGGUCAUAAAUGCGAAAUGGCCGUCGCAGGUGGUGUGAACAUCAUUACAGGCGAUAAUGAUUCUGGCAUGUAUGCAGGCCUCGGCCGUGGCGGCUUCUUAGGCAGCGCCGGUACUGCGUGCAAGACUUUUGAUGCUACUGCAGAUGGAUACACUAGGGGUGAAGCUGUGUCUGUUGUGAUUCUCAAGAGAUUGAGAGAUGCCAGAAAAAGCGGUGAUACAAUCCAUGGUGUCAUCAGAGGUAUCGUUACGAAUCAUUCGACAGACACAAGUCCUAUCACACGUCCAUCAGUGGCUGCUCAAAAAGACCUCCUACGUCGAGUUUUAAAUGAAUCCUCAAGGGAGCCUGAAGAUGUAUCAUACGUUGAGGUCCAUGGCUCAGGGACUCAAGCCGGUGAUAGAGCCGAAGUUGAAGCUGUUGCAGCUGUUUUAGGGGGCGAGCGCCACGGCCAUUGCCGCACUACGAUCAGGCCAGGUAAUCUUCGUAUUGGCAGUGUAAAAGCCAAUGUCGGACAUAGUGAAGGAGCAGCGGCGAUUACUGGUCUUGUCAAGUCCUUGCUGAUACUUCGUCAUGGCCGGAUUCCUCCGCAUAUCGGCCUUAAAACUGGACCAAAUGCUAACUUUCCUCAGCUCAAAGAUUUGAAUAUUCGAAUCAACUUAGAAAAUGAGCCACUGCGUGACCAAGCCAACAAUGGUCAGAACCAUUCAGAGCAAUACCCAUCAGCUAUCAUCAUCAACUGUUUUGGAGCUGCUGGUGGUAAUACCAGCAUUCUUAUCGAGCAAGCGCAUAAAGAGAUAGAGUCAAAUCAGGUCUACAAACAAGAAGAAGAAGUUGACAAUCCCGGAUUUCAAACAUAUCUCAUAACCAUUUCAGCGAAGACCCGGUCUUCCCUUCUGGGCAACAAGCUUCGACUUCUCGAUUUCCUGAAGCAAACACCAAAUACCCAGCUAUCUGAUCUAUCCUACACCACCUGUGUGCGGCGAAAUCACUACAAAUUUCGCUCUGCUUACCUCGCUAGAACUAUUGAGGAUCUUCUACAGCAGUUACAUAACGACACUGAACCACUUGAUUCAGUUGGUGUAUGUCCACCACUCUCUAGUUCACCGCCUCAGGUCGUUUUUGUCUUUCCUGGACAGGGCAUCAAAUUAGCUGGGGCAGCUCAAACGCUAUUUAAAUCUAAUGAUGUGUUUCGAGAAGCCUUGUGCGACUACAGCAGCCUAAGUGAGGCUUUAGGAUUUCCGGGUGUGCUCGAUCACCUUACCAUUACUCCGACUGACAACAAAGUCGCAAAGGAUACGGUUUUGGAGCAAGUCUCACUGGUCACACUAGAGCUUGCGCUUAGCAGUAUGUGGAAGAAGUGGGCAGUACGACCCUCCAUCGUCCUUGGACACAGUCUCGGGGAGUACGCAGCCAUGCAUGAGGCUGGGAUUUUGUCCGCCUCCGAUACCAUUUGGUUGGUAGGCAAGCGUGCCAGUCUAGUACAGCAAACAUGUACAGCGGACGAGUGCCGCAUGUUGGCUGUGUUUGCGAAAGGCGGUGAUCUUGAACCAAUCAUGAAGGACUUCAGAAGAAUCGAGGUUGCUUGUUGGAACACGCCUUUACAGAUCGUCGUCGCUGGGCCCAUUGACGACAUCCUUGCGUUCCAAAACAAAAUCAAAGCAAGAGGAAUGAGAAGCGUCCUGAUACCCACUCCAUACGCUUUCCACACGGCACAAAUGAACGGAAUUCUGGAUCAGCUGCGAAAUAUCACCAAAACCGUUUCUUUUACGAGUAAGCCCCGUGUCAAUUUUCUAUCGACAGUCUACGGCACAGUGCUCAAAUCUUGCUCUUCAUGGUCUGAGUACCUGGUCAAUCAUGCCCGACAACCCGUUCGCUUCUCUGAGGCACUUCAAACUGUGAUGUCACUGAAUUCCAAUUGCAACACACUCUUCAUAACCUUAUCGCCGACUCGCUCAUGCCACGACAUGGUAGCAGCUAAUGCCACUAGCACUAGAGACAAUGUCGUAGAUAUCCUCGAAACAAUGCGCGAUAACAAUCCUGACUGCUUAAGCAUUAUGGCGUCUAGCUUGGCAAAGGGCUACACCAGCGGAGUUGACAUCGAUUGGGUGCGAUAUUUCAAAGCGACGAAAGGAACGGUAAGACUAUUAGAGCUUCCACCCUACCAUUUUGACUUGAAGGACUACUGGAUUCCUCUGGUAGGAAAGUCCAAGCAAGUUAGAACAUUGUCAACAUUAUCGCCCACUUGUUUCUCAUCAUCCACCCGCCCCCUUGCUACGGGAGCAAAGGAAGCCACAACAACAGAAGUCAUUCGGAAUCUCUCACAAGAGCCUCUAAGAAGCUUGAUAUCGGGCCAUGCUUUCCGUGAGAAAGCAAUCUGUCCAGCAGGUGUGCUUAUCGACCUGGCCUUUGUUGCAGCCCUUGAGAUGCUCGGCAAUCAGGCGAAACUACGUUCUCUCAGGCUGAGUUCAUUACGCAUACUAUCCCCUAUCAUACUUGAAGGCCAAGAUAGCGUCGAUGCAAACAAGUCUCUCAAGGUCACGGUGGAGAAGCUCAAAAAGUCUUCUGAACUUCGAGUCAAGUUCUCGAGCUGUGGUAAGCCGUCGAAGCACCAUGCAAGCUGCAUCGUACAUGUCACAGAAGACUUAAGUCCUGGCAGCGAAAACAGCUGCUGUUCCGCGGUUAACACACUUCUUCGUGCCAGCUCUCGCAUUAUGAAGCUGCGCUACAGCACCUGUGCAAAUCACUUUACGCAGCCAAUGAUUUACAAGAUGUGGGCGUCUGUCAUGCACUAUUCCCCCAAGUAUCAAGUUCUCCAGGAUUUGGUAAUGGCAUCUGCGGGCUACGAAGGUGCUGCCAGAAUCCUGACGACUGCCUCUGAGAAUGACAGUCAAACCUAUGUAGCAGACCCUGUUUGGCUGGACGGCAUCAUGCAGGUUGCCGGGUUUACGGUGAACAUGAAUGUCGCAGCUACACCUGGAGCUGUAUACAUUCUAACGGAGUGCGCGAAAGUUACUUUCUGGGACUGUCCAAAAGAACAACAUGUGUAUUCAUGUUACACACACGGUAAAUUGUUGUCCGGGUCUGCGGAUAUCCUGAUGGACGUCUGGGUUUUUGAUGAGCAUCAAGACAUGAGUUUGGUGGCCAUCGUCAACGGCUUGCGGUUUCACAAGCUUGAUGGUAAGGACGUCAAGCCUAUCAGCUCCAGAAAUCCUUCUCUUCUUCUACCUGCAGAGACACUACUAGUUAGUGAUAGUGAGCCGAACGUCGCAACCAGCUCGAACCUUACCAACAAUUCUGUCGAACCCUCCAAGUCCGGUACUAGUUACGGUCUUAGGAUACCGGAGCGAAAAGCAAUUCUCGAGCGACUCAUAAUUCUACUGGCCAAAGAGACAUUUUCAGACCCCGCUGAGAUCAACGAAGAAACAAUCAUGGCAGACUUGGGCAUCGACUCGCUACUAACAUCAUCCGUAGCUCAGAGUGUGCACACCGAGUUGAACGUCGAAGUACCACUCCUAGCAUUUCUAGAGAGCCGGACCGUUGGUGACCUGGCCACACUCUGCGCUAUGACUCUUAAUGGUACUAGCACUAAUGGUUCUGAUGGGAAAGACCCAGAUUCGAGUGGAAACCCCGCGAAACGUUCUUACAUCAAUGGCAGCGAUUGCGCCAUUGAUUCUUCAGAAUGGCCCAACACACAGGAUUCUAGCAGGCUAGUUGUGCUGAUGCAAAAGUCUGUUCACUCAAAAGAGAACAUGUUUCUGCUACCGGAUGCAUCUGGGAGCAGCGCUGUCUACACCGGUCUUCCCCCCAAUUUAUCCAUCGACACAAACAUGUCUUACUUUGCUCUCGAAUCACCAUUUCAUGGAAUGGAAACAGCUCCUGAUUGUUCCAUGGAGAGAUACUGUUCCUUCUUUGUCGAAGCCAUCCGACGCGUUCAGCCUUUGGGACCCUACAUGCUCGGGGGUUGGUCACUCGGGGGCCGUGUUGCAUAUGAAUGUGCAAGACAGCUUAUACAGCAAGGGCAACAUGUGGCAGGGUUGUUUCUUAUCGAGUCGUACGCAUCUCUCACUCCACAUCUCCCUACAGGUCUAGAUGAGAUCUCGGUCAAACAUCUUGAGAGCACAGGCUUUUUUGAAUGGUCUCGGCGAAAACCAGAAACAAAAAUGGGGACUGCUGAGUGGCAGAGACAGCAUAUCCUUCGUCUCAUACUUAUGAAUAGCGCCUAUGUGCUUCCGAACUUGCAUGCCAAAGGCCAUGAAAAGCUAUUGUCGGUACCGGUGCAACUAGUGUGGUCAGCACAAGGCGACUUUUCACAAUUUCCCGCCAAGAUUCUGCAGGCGAAAUCCGAAAUUGAGACAAGAUGUACAAUGAGAACUUCCACGAAAAAUGAGAAACACUGGUUGGAGAAGCCACGGCUGGAAGAAGUGGUGGCAAAGCAUUCUGACGAGUGGCAGCGUCUGAUAGGGACAAAUGUGCAGCGGCAUAUUGUGAAAGGGGAUCAUUUUGACAUUAUGCUUCCAAGAGUUCGCGAUGAUCUGGCUCAUGUGCUAUUGAAAGCGGUGAGUUGGUUUCGCGGUUCUGACAGGGUAGACCAUGGGGCCUUGCAACAUGUUGCUUAA